ACGUGAGAGUUAACGUUAAACCGAGUUUACACUGCAGCAGUGAGGAAACAGUCACCGCACGACAAUCUGUGUCGCUCACACAGUGAAACCCCUAACAAACCAGGAAAGCAGUGUCCACCUGGAGAGGGUGUCACAGAGGGCGUAAGCUGAUGCUGGUUCGGACAGCCCACCUCUUCCCCCUCAUCAUCUCCCAUCAUCUGCAUCCUUCGUGCGCCCGUUCUGCAAGACAGACAUUUUGGUGGAGCUUAGGCAGUGCUGCUGCUGCCAGCUGGGGACCGAGAUCCAUGGAGCCCGAGGUUCCCACCACCAAACCUCCUACCACGCCAGCAGAGGGUAUGAGCCCGGCACCCACCGACACAGCAGCUGACAAGGAGAAGAAGCUUCCUGCGGGACUGUUACCAGGGGAGAUGGUGGUCAAGGAGGGCAAGGCGACCAUCUUGUUUCCCAGUGCUAAUGAGGUGUUUUACAACCCAGUCCAGGAGUUUAACAGGGAUUUGACAUGUGCUGUGAUCACAGAGUUUGCCAGAGAUCUGCUGGCUCAGCGCGGCGUGAAGGUGGUGGUGCCCGGAGAGAAAGAGAGGGUGGUGGUCUCUCUGGCAGAGGAGACAAACGAGGCCGACGUACAGACGGAGGAGAAAAAUGGAGCAGAGGAGCCACCUGUAACUGUAACAGUGGGGGAGAAAUAUGAGCACGGCCUACGUGUUCUGGAGGGGCUGGCGGCGUCUGGUCUGCGCUCGGUGCGUUUCGCUCUGGAAGUCCCGGGCCUGCAGAGCAUCACCGCCAACGACUUCUCCAGCAAGGCCGCGGCGCUGAUCGCCAGGAAUGCCCAGUACAACGGAGUCAGCCACCUGCUCCAGGCCAGCUGCAAGGAUGCCAGCAUGCUGAUGUAUGAGAUGCGAGGGAAGAAGGAGCGUUAUGAUGUAAUCGAUCUGGACCCCUACGGUAGCCCUGCUUGCUUCCUGGAUGCUGCUGUGCAGGCUGUCAGUGAGGGAGGUCUGUUGUGUAUAACAUGUACAGACAUGGCGGUGAUGGCAGGAAACAGUGGAGAGACCUGCUACAGCAAAUACGGUUCAGUCUCCAUCAAAGCCAAAUACUGUCAUGAGAUGGCUCUUCGUAUCAUCCUCCACAGUUUGGACCAGCGGGCCGGGGUGUACCAUCGAUAUAUCCAGCCCCUGCUGUCCGUCAGCGUCGACUUUUACAUCAGGGUCUUUGUUCGUGUCUUCACGGGACAGGCCAGUGUCAAAAACUCAGCCAGCAAACAGGCUCUGGUCUACAACUGUGUGGGCUGCGGCUCUUUUCACUUACAGAGAAUGGGCAGGAGAACCAGCAAUGGAAAACAUAUGAAGUAUUCUCCUGCCACUGGACCCCCAGUUGGAUCAGCGUGUGAGCACUGUGGACAGAGACAUCAGCUGGGUGGUCCUCUGUGGGCAGAGCCCAUCCACGAGCUGGCAUUCGUCCAGAAGGUUUUGUCUGCGGUGUCGGGGAACCCGUCCCGAUUUGGGACGUCCAAACGCAUUGAGGGCGUGCUCAGCAUGGUGACGGAGGAGCUGGAGGACGUUCCUCUUUAUUACACUGUGGACAAUCUGAGCAGCACGAUACACUGCAAUACUCCACCUCUGCUCCAGUUUAGGUCUGCUCUCCUUCAUGCUGGCCACAGAGUUUCCCUCUCUCACGCCUGUAAGAACGCCAUUAAGACGGACGCUCCCCCUGCAGCCCUCUGGGACAUUAUGCGCUGCUGGGAGAAGGCCAAUCCUGUGAAGAGGGAGAAGCUGUCAGAGACUAGCCCCGCCUUCAAGAUCCUGUCCACUGAGCCCAGCCUAGAAGCCUGCUUCACUGUGAGGGAGGAUGCCAACCCUCAGUCCCGUAAACACCACCUGACCAGGUUUCAGGAGAAUCCUCAGGCCUACUGGGGACCCAAAGCUCGUGCCAAAGCUGGAGGUGGUAUAUCUGCUGACCUGCAGGACAAGAGGAAGAAGUGCCAGAACAAGAGAAAGAACCAGACAACAGACUCUUCUCAGCUAAAGGACUUCCCCUGCAAGAAGUUCAGACAGGGAACAUGCACCCAUGGUGACAAAUGCUGCUACUCCCACGACCUGGAGCAGACGAAUGAAGAGAAAAUGGAUUGAUCCUAUCUUACUUUUAUUUUUUCUUUCAUUGUAUUUCUGGACUUGGAACGGCAGCAUGCAGCCUGGAUAAAGAAUGAUGUGCUGCGAUCACGUUGUAUUUAGAUGGGGAGAAAAACCUAAAAACUGUUCACAUGCAGAACAUUAUUCAGCUUUAAGCCAUAGCCUUUUUUUUUAUUUUUUUUUUUAUGCCAGUUCUGUUUUAGUCCAAUAAAGUCCCCACGAUGACUUUAUUUACUCAUGCUGCUUUCUUCUGGUCUACGUGCUUUGGCUGAGUGUUAGUCAUCACUUUUAACCACUGUGGGAUGUUAGUAUGACUUGGUGUGUGCGUGUGUCAGCAGGGUGCUCUGUCUUAUCAAAACUUAAAUAUCUGAAAUACAGACAUUUAAACUUUGGUAACUUUCAGGUCACAGACCCACUGUUUCAAGACUGUAUUUAAUGAAUAUUUGACAAUCGUUUAUAGCUUUCUAACUACUCGGGAUGAAUAACAGAACUGCAUGUAAACCUACCCCAGCAAGCAUUUAACUUGAAACAACAGCAGUAAAACUUUGUCUUUAAAACUGUUCUGGAAGCUGUUUUUAAUAGAUGUAAAUGUCGACUUCAGAAAUCCUAACUUUGAAUUUAAAGGAUGAUUUAAAGGGUCUCUGGCAGCGGUGCAACACGGCUUAUGAAGAGAAA
This is a messenger RNA of Chelmon rostratus (copperband butterflyfish), 2801 nucleotides long. It is a transcript of the gene trmt1, whose product is annotated as tRNA methyltransferase 1. Bases 150 to 2126 code for a protein of 658 amino acids. The record is from RefSeq and is a predicted model, not a curated record. Lineage: Eukaryota; Metazoa; Chordata; Actinopteri; Chaetodontiformes; Chaetodontidae. The transcript has 16 exons. Gene Ontology annotation, molecular function: RNA binding; metal ion binding. Gene Ontology annotation, cellular component: nucleus. Gene Ontology annotation, biological process: tRNA N2-guanine methylation.